This is a messenger RNA of Chelmon rostratus (copperband butterflyfish), 5099 nucleotides long. Its product is annotated as inactive rhomboid protein 2-like. The transcript is spliced from 18 exons. Gene Ontology annotation, biological process: regulation of protein secretion; regulation of epidermal growth factor receptor signaling pathway. Lineage: Eukaryota; Metazoa; Chordata; Actinopteri; Chaetodontiformes; Chaetodontidae. Gene Ontology annotation, cellular component: endoplasmic reticulum membrane. The record is from RefSeq and is a predicted model, not a curated record. Gene Ontology annotation, molecular function: serine-type endopeptidase activity. The coding region runs from base 141 to 2651 and encodes 836 amino acids.
CAAGGAUGUUGGAGGACAGAAAGAGGGAAGUAGUGACACUCUGGUGGACAGUAGCCUACACAGUAUUGUAGCAUUUCGGACAUACACCGUCUGCUAAUGAAUAAUAACCCAGUUAUUUCUUCUCGGAGCACUCUAAUAGGAUGGCAUCACAGGGGGGGGAGGAGCCUCCUCCAAACAGAGGUCAAUCAGAUAGCCGACUUAAGAGCAAGAAGCCGCCCAGCCUUGUAAUAGCUAUCCCUCCACCUGAGGACCCAAUGUCUCACGACCCUGCAAAACAGCCAUUGCGCUCAUCUCUGAAGAAAAGCGUGAGUGGUCGAGCCACCAGUUCUGUGUCGGAGAGCGUAAGUGGAGCUGGAGAUGGACGCUUCUCAGCCAGAGACAGGAGGGCAAAGUUUGGUAGACAAACGUCGCUUUCACAAAGCAUCCGCAAAAAUACAGCCCAGUGGUUUGGGGUAGGGGAAGACUGUGAGACCAAGCAGCAGGUAUGGCACAGGAAGAGCCUGCGCCACUGCAGCCAGCGCUACGGCAAGCUGAAGGCCCAAUACAGAGAGCCUGAGACAGCCACCAGCAUCGACCAGGGCCUGGACUCACCAGCUACACACAAAAUGCCCAAGAUUGUGGAUCCCCUAGCACGGGGCCGAGCCUUCCGUUGCCCAGAUGAGAUGGACAGUCGCUCCCCCAGGACCCCUCACAUCCCCCAGGGGGGUCCCAUUACCCCAGGUGUCACCUCACUCAGCUCCUUCACCAGCCAGCGCUCCGGGUACAGCCGCUUCCCCAGGCGUAAGAGAGAGUCUGUCGCUCGCAUGAGCAUCCGAGCUGCAUCCAACCUAAUGAGGGGUCGUAGCGGCUUGGCAGGCUCCCAGACAGGUCGCAGUUUCCCCAAGAGGAGCUUUGCCAGGCCCAGCUGGAUGGAUGAGGAGACCGUGGACUCCGCAGACAUGUCAGAGUCGCUCUUCUUCAGCAAGGUUGAUGCCCAUGAUGAGUUGUACUCAAUGGCUGAUGACGUAUUUGAAUCGCCUCCCAUGUCUGCAUCUUUAGCUCCCAGCGAGCAGCCUGACCAGAAGUUCCCAAGCCUUAAGGACAUAUCUCGAACACCCAGGACACCAGUAGUUGUGCACGAUAAGAGCCGUCCUCGUCGGGGUGGUCGCAUCGCCUCUCAAGUGAAGCACUUUGCAUUUGAUAAACAUAAGCGUCAGUACGGCAUGGGAGUUGUGGGGAAGUGGCUGAAUCGGCAUUACCGACGCAGCCUCAGCAGCAACAUCCAGAAACAGCUGGACGACUUCCACAGCCACAGGCCAUACUUUACCUACUGGAUCACGUUUGUCCAUAUAGUAAUUACUUUGCUGGCCUGUUGUACAUAUGGUUUUGCCCCUGUGGGGUUUGCACAACAUUCUACAUCUGAACUGGUGCUGAAGAACAAAGGUAUAUAUGAGAGUGUCAAGUUUAUUCAACAGGAGAACUUCUGGAUUGGUCCGAGCUCUGACGACCUGAUCCACUUGGGGGCCAAAUUCUCACCGUGCAUCCGUCAGGACACACAGAUAGUCCAGCUGAUCCAGAGGACCAAAGACCUGGAAAGAGACUCUGGCUGCUGCGUUCAGAAUGACAACUCCGGAUGUGUGCAGACCUUCAGCUCCGACUGCUCUGAGACGCUGGCCACAUUUAUUAAAUGGAACAACGAGCCUGUGUACAUCAACAGGUUCUCUGGUUCUGUCUGUCACCAGGAUCCCAGAGUGUGUGAAGAGCCUGCCUCUACAGAGCCUCAUACAUGGCCUGAUGACAUCACCCAGUGGCCGGUGUGUACAAAACCCAAGAAGUGGAACCACACGGGCUACAGACACAUGGACUGUAACAUCAAGGGACGGCCUUGCUGCAUAGGAACGAAGGGCAGAUGUGAGAUUACGACCAGAGAAUAUUGCUCUUUCAUGCAUGGUUACUUCCAUGAGGAUGCCACGCUCUGCUCACAGGUUCACUGUCUGGAUGACGUCUGUGGUUUGCUGCCCUUCCUCAAUCCUGAUAUCCCUGAUCAGUUCUACCGCCUCUGGCUCUCUCUCUUCCUCCAUGCUGGGCUGUUACACUGUGUGGUGUCGGUGGUGUUCCAGAUGACCAUACUGAGAGACCUGGAGAAGCUGGCAGGUUGGGUUCGCAUCUCCAUCAUUUAUAUCCUCAGUGGUAUCACUGGAAACCUGGCCUCUGCCCUCUUCCUGCCCUACAGAGCUGAGGUGGGUCCAGCAGGGUCUCAGUUUGGACUCCUUGCUUGCCUGUUUGUUGAGCUGUUUCAAGGUUGGCAGAUGCUGGAGAAACCAUGGAAGGCCUUUCUCAAACUUUUGGGCAUCGUUCUCUUCCUCUUCCUGUGCGGCCUCUUGCCGUGGAUCGACAACAUCGCCCACAUCUUUGGUUUCCUCAGCGGCAUGCUGCUCUCCUUUGCCUUUCUGCCCUACGUCACCUUUGGCACUUUUGACAAGUACCGGAAACGUAUCCUCAUUGCUGUCUCGAUGCUGGCCUACAUUGGGCUCUUUUCUUCCCUCAUCGUUUGGUUUUAUAUUUACCCAAUUAACUGGCACUGGCUGGAGCAUCUCACCUGCCUGCCCUUCACAAGCAAGUUCUGUGAGAAGUACGACAUAGACCACAACAUUGACGAUGUGGUGCACUAGUCUCUAGGCUACUCGUGAUGUCUAAGAUGGCCAUUUCAGUGCUACUGAUCUGCUAUCUUCUAGCCAAUGACCAGAUCAGCUGUUUUCAGGUCAGGCCUUUCAGAUGGCAAUGUUUUUUUAAUUAAUAAUUCAUCCAUCAAAAGACCUGAAGGUCUCUUCUCCUCAACCUUCUGACUUGCUUACUUUCAUAAAACUUUGCUCAACCUUUUCAAUCCACAGUAGAGUCUGGCACUACCUAGCAUGUUCAUUGUUGGUGAACUAGCUGGUCCUCAGAACCAGAGGAUAGAAAAAGAUACUCUGGACAUCAAAAGUGCGAAGUACUGGAUGGACCUGAAGGACAAUAUCUACAGAGCGAGACUGUCUGGUUCCUGCAGUUCACAAAGAGUUAUGUCAAUCUAAAGAAGAUAGAAGAAGACAUGAGCGUCUCUGGCCUACAAUCACUUUUCCCUUUAACUCUGUUGAUGACAAACAGCUGAGAUGAAAAUGAAGACUGAUGCCAUAGUGGGCCUCUUACUACUUAUUCUUGUGUUAACACUACAAAAGCUGUCAUUCGGGUCUGCUGCUUCUCGGUGUCUGGUGAAUUGCUUUCAGAGUUAAAAACCCUCUUUUUUUUAAAUCUAUCUCUCUUUCAUAUGGAUGCACUUGGAAUGGAAUGUCCACAUUCUUUGAAGCAGUGAAAUGUUAUGCUAAAGGUAAUGAUGUGUUCAAGGUAUUAACUGUGCAGCUGGAAUAUUUAAAUAUCAGUGGUCAAUUAAGGUACGAUUUCUAUCUAAAACCACUAGUUGCCUUAAACAGCCUAUGCCAUUUUACAAAGAUGCCUCACUUUACUUUGACUUUUGCAUACUGCCUAUUAACACAUUUCUGACUUUAACCUACCAAAGCAACAUCACAUGCUGCUUACAUAUGCAUGUUGUCUUUCACAGUCAUUUGGUGUCACCGCCACAGACACAAGUUCUCAGUCAAGCUACACUUCUAAUGUCUCAUAUUUGUCCAAUAACACAGUGGUGCCUGAACCAUUUUGUAGAUUUACUCUAAAAAAAAAAAAAAAAAAAUCAUGAAAAUAAUAUUUAUUCUGGGAGUAAUUAUCCGAACAUGCAUUCUUUGUUGAAUCAAAGCAAGUUUUGUACUGUAUUUUUUGACUCUGUGAAACAAACAGUCAUACAAUCACAAGAUGUAAUUUAUGUUUCACCAGAGCCUUAAUGUGUUUAUGUAGUAUACCAUGAAAGGCUUUGUUUUUACCAUUUAAACUUGUGAAUGCUCUCCUAGUGUAAGAAAGAUGAUUUUAAACCGUAGUAAACAGUAGUGUUGCUGCAGACAUAGGAUUUUCCUCAAACAGGCACAUUCAGACUAAACCUAGACAAAGUCUUGUUCGAUACUUAUUUACUUUUUUACACAUUUGUUUUUUUGUCUGGAUCCUAACAGAUAUUUGCUUGGGUUGUGCUCCAUGACCCACAUUAGAUUGUCGCCGUUCUGGUGGGUUCCUUACAAAGUGAAACAUUCUCCCCAGCUUUUGGCUCGGACCUAGUUUGUUGUUGUUCGCCAUUCUGGCAUGUGUUGACCCCAGCUGUUAGGAAAGCUACGGUAAUGACUGUUGUGUGGAGGAUUAAGUGUGUUACUAAGUGAGUUAUGAGAUUACACGAGUUUGUCUGUGGGACUGACUCACUGAUCAUCUGGUGUUGUUAAGAACAUGAGUUGUUAAAAAAAACAUGCAGAAUGGGUUGUACGUUGGACAAUUCAGAUAUUUUUAUUGGUUUAAACACCACUGUCUUCAGAUUGUAAGGUCGUCUGUUUCAAAACAUAGGACUCUGCCCUGAAAAGUGUGACCCGGGACAUUCACCACUUGUAAGAAACCUCUGUACUGUGCCUUUUGAAAUAUGAAGGUCACAACACACAACACACAUCUUCAGUCAUGACUGUAUGCAGCUAUGCUUGCAUUGGGACCAAAUUAUUUCACCCUUUUAUAUUUAUUGGAAUAAAAAGAAAUAGUUUUAAAUGAAUUUCAGUCUGUGGUCAAGGUACUGUUCCGUUUUGCUUCAGUUGUAUGUGUUCAAAUGUAUGAUAAAGCAGUCGUGUCAAAAUAAAUGCCACUCUAGUAAUAACGAGGUUGCGUGUGCAGUGUUACACUGAACAGAGUUUCUGACAUCAAAACUUGUUUUGUCUGUCAUCAAUUCCUCUACGUUGUCCUUACUGUUGACACUACACCAGUGACGGCUAUAACCCUAAAAGAGAAUAUGAACUUUAACGUUGAAGUGAGAAUAAGUGAAAAUUCUGUUUUCAUGGACCUGAUUUAAUGUUGUUUAAUGUAAAUGGAACAAUAAGCACAAAUCUUUAAUUCCCGUCACAAAGAGAACUGUGUAAACCAUGCAAUAUGAUCAAAAGCUCCAGAGCAACUACUAAAUGGCCCUUGGAAUGGGAUUUUCUCAAGAACUCUUAAAAUGGCUUUUCCUA